This is a messenger RNA of Rotaria sp. Silwood2, 2931 nucleotides long. The record is from the annotation of a GenBank genome assembly. NCBI's taxonomy places the organism in Eukaryota, Metazoa, Rotifera, Eurotatoria, Philodinida, Philodinidae.
AUGGAAAACCCAGUAUUAUUACCAUCUGGUAUCCAUUUUCGUAAUUAUUGUCUAGAUGACAAUAAUGAAAAGCGUGUACAAACAUUUCUUGAUACUCUGUUUGAUCCACAUCAAUCACUUUCAAUAACAAUAGAAAAACAUUUAACAACAAUUAAAUCAUAUAUAAGCGGUGGACAACCAUUUGAAGAGUUUUGUAAAGAAGUACGUAAAUAUAAUGGCAGUGUAUUAUGUGGUUUUGUAUGGACUAAUACAACCAUAAGUUAUCGUUGUCGAACAUGUGCAACAAAUCCAUGCAUGAGUCUAUGUCCUGAUUGUUUUCAUAAUGGAAAUCAUUAUGGACAUGAUGCAAAUAUGUUUCGAAGUGUUGGUGGUGGCAUAUGUGAUUGUGGUGAUAUAACUGUAAUGAAUUCAAAUAGUUUUUGUAAACAUCAUGGAUCUAAUCGAAUUCCCAAUGCACAUAUACCAUAUAAACUGAUUCGAUGUACUCAAAUACUGUUACCAAGAUUAAUUCUUCGGUUUGUUCAACAUUUACGAAGUCAUGCAUCACCUACUAAGGCUAAUACGUAUUCAACUAUUGAAGAAUUUACUUUAUUAACAUCUCUGUUUGAUCUAUUUGAUGAUUUAUGUAAUGCUGGCUCAUGCAUUCGUACGAUUUUUACUGAUUGUUUACUUAAUAUAGAAUUAUACGAAAAAUUCAAUACUCAAUCAUUAAUUGAUGAUCUUCCAAAUAUCUCGUAUGAUGUUUAUUUACAACAAUUAAAUGAAACAUCUAGUUUACUCAUGCCAAUAUCCUUACGCACGGAUAAUUCAUCAGUUUAUUUUCAUAUUAAAAAAGCAACAUGUCUUCUUGAUGAAAUACUUUUUUGGCUGGUUAAAUAUCAAAUUCCUGAACGAUUAUUAAAAUCCUUACUCAUGUUAUUAACUGACUUGAAUUUCAAAAGUUUAUGUAUUCGAUCAUUUCUAAAUAUCUAUGGGAUGAUAAUUGAUCGAUUAAUUCAUUGUCAAAAUUCUCGUGAAAGAAUGAAUAGUUCUCGACUUGUACAUAUGAGUGUACAGUUAUUUUCUAAUAGCAAUAUAACAGUUCAAGCUAUAAAAGAGUAUCAUUUGAUGGAACUAAUACUUUCAUCUCUUUAUUCAAUAUUUGCUAAUAUACAAAUCAAUUGUCAAUUACAAAAACCAAAAGAAAAUUAUCAUUUAGUAAUAUAUGAAAUGGAUUUUUCAAAAAAUAUGCAUUAUUGGCCUAUAAUUUCGGAUUUUAUUAAUAUAUUGUCACAUGAAUAUGCCAGUAGAGAAUUCUUAUUAGAGAAAAGAUUUUUUAUAACUUGGAUUAAAAUAAUUAGUUGGUUUCAAGGUAUGAAUGUUAAUCAUCAUGAAAUUGAAUCAGAAAUUUUAUUACAAUCAAAUACGAAUUAUCUAUUUGCUUUUACGAUGGAAACUGAAUGUUGUGCUAUGGUUGUAUGGACAAUUGUUGCUCAUAUUAUGAAGCCAAUUAUAAGAAAUCAAGUAACAUUUCAUCUACCUUUACAUCGUUAUAUAUCUAUUUUAAAUUAUGUAUCACUUAAUUAUCAAAAUGGCGAAUUAAGAACUUUAUUUCCAAUUGAAAAUGAAAUAUUUUUACUUAAUCUUGCAAUAUUUCCGUUACGAAUUCAAGUUGUUAAAUAUGAAAUUCUAACAAAUAUAAUAUGGUCAUAUUAUAGUUAUGAAAUGCAAAUACAAUCUGAUAUGUAUUUUAGUACUCGCGGAAAUAUCUGUUCCUAUAUGAAUGAUGCAGAUAUUUUUCUAUUACAAUUGAUAUCGACUUUAGUCAAUGUUAAUACAUUUAUGGAAAUGUUUUUUAAAAGCUUUUACGUACAUGAAUGGCUUGUUCAAAAUACAGAAAAUAAUCUAAUUUUUGAAAAAUCAAGUUAUAUAACUCUACUUGAAGGUAGUCUUAUAGUUUUAGCUACUAUCGUUGCAUUUUCACCACAUCUUGACGAUUUUGAACGUCGCCGAGCUGAAAUAAUUAAUGCAUUAGCAAUACAAGAUUGUCAUUAUUCCUAUUUAGAUGAACAUAUAGGUGAACCUAAAGGUUUUUCAACAGCUAAGCAUGACAUACAACGCAUUGUCGACGAUGUUGCUGAAUACAUUCCACCAACAAUCGAUAUAACAAAUCAGCCAAAACAAGGACAAUAUAAAUUAAAAGAUGAAUUUGAUCCAUUACAUGUUUUAUCAAGAAUAAGUCGAAGAGAUUUAUUUGAAACAACAAUGCAAAGAUAUACUCAAUGGGUGAUAUCAAUGAAUAAAUUUUCAUAUGAGACAAAUCUUUGGCCACCAUAUCGAUUACAUAAACCAAAAGAUCAAUUUCAAACAAAUCUAAGAUGUAUUCUUCAAAGUCGAUAUUUACAUGGAAUGAUGAAUGAAACAAUUAUUCAAGAAGAUAUUCUAUCAUUAUUAGUCUAUCUAUGUGAAUUAGCUGUUGAUGAUCAAAUUCGUCGAUUAAAAUAUGGUGAAUUUCUUAAUGGUUAUGUUCCAUCAACUAUUGAAUCACCUCAAUGUCAUAAUAAUUUAGGAAUUGAUCAUUCAGUUUCAUUAGAAACAUUGACGUCAUUAGAGGAUGAAAAUAUUGAUGAAUAUCAACAACAAGAACAACCAAUAGAAUUACCUGAAACAGAACUCACUUCAAUUGGAGUUAAUAUUGAUGUAGAUGAUGAGAAUGUUCGUAGUAUAAUCAAUACAAAAGAACUGUCAAAUCUAAUUCAUAUACCAUGCAGUAAUUCAAAAAUAAGUUCAUGUCAAAAAAAUGACAAACGAGAAUGUUUAAAUGAAGUUGAACAAUGUUAUACUCGUUGUGCAAUCAAAUUUAACCAAAUUUCUGAACAUGAACAAAAAAUUCAAAAACAAUGGGAUAAACUUAUUAUGACAAAAGACUCAUCUAUACGUGAUCAAAUGUAA